Messenger RNA from Priapulus caudatus, 1060 nucleotides. RefSeq names its product cytochrome b-245 light chain-like. Gene Ontology annotation, molecular function: heme binding. The transcript has 7 exons. The record is from RefSeq and is a predicted model, not a curated record. NCBI's taxonomy places the organism in Eukaryota, Metazoa, Priapulida, Priapulimorpha, Priapulimorphida, Priapulidae. Gene Ontology annotation, cellular component: NADPH oxidase complex. Gene Ontology annotation, biological process: superoxide anion generation. Bases 228 to 770 code for a protein of 180 amino acids.
CGCCGCGGCGCAACAACUUUUGGUAACAACAGCAACAGGAAAGAUAGACUGGUUCAUUUCCCAUACAUCAACCUACGCACUUACAGAGUAAGAUGAUUGGGGCCUAGGAUCAUGGAAAAUAGGGUCCAUCUAAAGACAGUUCUUCCUGCUACACGCUGAGUUUACUGAGUUAGAUUUGUACUUUUGUAGUCUUUUGGAAAUACGUUAUAUUCUGUAAAUACCAAAAGAUGCGCCAAAUUGAGUGGUCCAUGUGGGCAAAUGAACAGGCACUAACCAGUGCCUUGCUCACAUUUAUUGGUGGCGUUAUGGGCAUCACACAGGUUUUCAAAAACUGGGGAUUUGGACUAUACGGCAUCAUAAUCAGCAUACUUGUUGGACUUUUCGAAUAUCCCCGGGGCAAACGCAUGAAGGGAACGACAAAUGAGAGAAUGUAUCAACGGUUCAUCACAGUAGCUUUGAGCAAACUUGGAUUUUUCAGUCAGAACUACUUCAUCCGCUUUAUCUUAUAUAUCUUGAUUGGGGUGCCAUGCUGUUUUCAACUUCCGAUAGUACUUGGUGGAAUAUGCUUUUUUUGCACAAGUAUAAUUUAUUUUGUGGCUGCAAUGAAAGGUGAAUCAUGGAAACCUGCGGGUCUAGAGAAACCAGACAGACAGGGUAGCCAAGUGGUUGCUGGUGUAGUAAGCAAUCCACCACCUGUACCCCCUCCGCGACUACCAGAGGAUGUGGCUCAGUCUGUGCUUCAGAGACAGAUGUCUGGUAGGAGAAUCUAACUACACUGACCUAUCGUACAAUGAACAAAAUCUUCACUAUAAUUCUAGUCACUGCUGAUGUCAUAACUUACUUUUGAUUUUCCUGGACGUUGUACUGUAAUUGCAGUGGAUCUUGACCAGUUCUUGCUGUAGCUAGAAAACAAUAUUUUAAUCAAAUUUAUAAAAUGCAAAUGAACCCUUGAUCAAUGUAAACCUUGAAAAAUGGUAUGUGUAAACUUGUGACUAAUAAUAUUAUUAUAAACAUAUAAGCCUCGUCUACAAGACGAACCUUAACUCGAGUUAAGCGUCUA